ACAAGCGCGUCAUGUCUAUCUUGCCAUGGCAUACCUCGGCCAUUUCCUUUUCUUCCCUGUUAUCAUCCUCAAUCUCAAUCUCAUAAAAGCACCAACCUAAUCAAUUCCAUCUCGAUUGACUCACAACAUCCAACACCUCAACAACACUCCACGAAGCCACCAAGCAUGUUCCGCACCACCAUGAUCAGGUCCACACGGACCCUGCGUCUCAGCGUCCCCUCAGCACGUCCUUUCUCGCUCUCAACAUCACGAAACGUCGAGCAGUACCCGAACGAUCUAAGCACAAACUCCAAGACCAAAACGGACAAAUACGACAGCGAUAGCCCGCAUGCGGUACAAGAUAAGGUCAAACAGGGCGAUACGCACAACGUGCAAGAAAGCAAUGCGAAGGCAGGUAUAGAUAGCGCGCGCAAGGAGGGGUCAGGUGGCCAUGCGACUGAGGGCAAAGACUCAGCGGGUGGAAAAGAGACGGCGAAGAAAGAGUUCCCUGAAGCUCCGGAUCCAGCGAUUGGUAUGCAGGAUGAGAGGGGUGGACGGGGUGCUUAGGCUGGUGGCCGAAGAUGGUGUAACUUCCAAGGUUGAAAAUGAAUGUUGUUAUGCAGGGGCCAAUGAGUUUGCACGUGUUAUGUUAACUUCGCACUAACAACUAUACGGGAAUUCAUCUUCAAUAUGCCA
Molecule: messenger RNA, 675 nt
Organism: Pyrenophora tritici-repentis Pt-1C-BFP
Lineage: Eukaryota; Fungi; Ascomycota; Dothideomycetes; Pleosporales; Pleosporaceae
Source: RefSeq, a predicted model, not a curated record